GUGGCCAUAGAACAACAUACGUCAAUAUCAGUAGCUUUGUGAUAGUAGUAGACAUACACAAGUACGCUAUUGUGCAUUAUGUAUGCGGAAGGAACCAAAGAAGGUCACUUUCACGACACUGUACAGCCCCAAUUUGUCGAUAAAACCAAGAUGUCUGCCCAGAGGAUGAGCGUAAUCCAAGAAAAGGGUGCUAAUUGGCAUCCUAGGGGUUAUAAGUCGACUGAUACUAGACUUAACGUGGGUAAUCCACUCUAUCUAGGAGAGUACCAAGGGCACUCUGGUAAUACGGGGUGGUCAGAUGAAUCCAACCUCCCAUUUGACCCGGCUCAGCGCUUUGGCUCAAAUUCAUAUAAUCGCUUUAUGGGUGGUGCCACUGGAUACGGCCACAAUGGUUAUGUUAAUAACCUUCCUAAUUCAACUACGGGGGCAUUGCAGAAUACUGCUCAAGCUACACAAUCGACGACGAACGAUGCAAUAUACCCGUCUGUGGUUGAAAAUGUAUCACCAACCCAACCUUCUACAGCGCAAACUGUGAAUUCGCCGCCUGAAUCAAGUGUCAAUGUUGACAUUGAAGAUGUUGCCCAUCAUUUCGUAUACAGGUAUUAUUCGCUUCUCCACAGCAACCCUAGUGGGAUGUUCAACCUUUAUUCUCGAAAAGCCCAUAUUUGUAAAAACGACCUUCACGGGAAUAGAAUAGCGGUCAACGGUCACGCAGAUAUCAAGAACUACUACUCCCAAUUUUUACCGAAGCAUACCACAGCUCAUAUCAGGCAUAUCGAAGUUCAGAAUAUAGGAAAUCAGGGUUCGCUACUAAUUUUAAUUGUUGGAGAUGUUAACACACGAAUGAAUAACAAAAUUCUGACUAAACGAGUGUCACAUGCAGUCGUUCUCGUUGGUGAUCAGGCAAAAACACGAUUUCACAUUGUCAAUGAUGUAACCAUUCAAGAACAGAUUGUAUCAGAAAAAACUGAAGUAGAGACUCAGCCCAUUGUUCAUAAGGAGCCAGAAGCCGUGGUUCCGCCGAAGAACCAAGUGAUGCCUCAGGCUCCUCCGAGUACUCAGGAAGUAAUCAACGACAGUCAUGCACAAAAGAUGCGCGAAAGAGGUAGAUGCGUAAUUAUGGGUCUACCUAAAGACGUUACGGUUGAUGAACUGAGGAAAGCAAUUAAUAACCGUUUUGCGACGUCAAAUAAAAAGGACGCAAGGGUUUUACGCGUUGAUAUCAAGAUUCCGAAUCAUGGUGGAGAAGACGUGCCAUUAAUUGCUUUUGUUCUAGUGGAUAGCUGGUACGCAGCAGAUGUGCUUGUCAGCGGAGGGAUUGUUGUUCGUGAUAAGAGAUUCAGCGUUGACAUACACAAGAGAGGGCAUAAUUCGCGUGAAUUGCCUGCUGCGGGACAAGGUCUACGUCCACAUAACAAGCAUAAUGCAUGGUAGACACGCCUAUAUCAACAUACUGCGUGAAGGUGCCCUUCACGGUAAUU
This is a messenger RNA of Babesia bovis T2Bo, 1481 nucleotides long. RefSeq names its product Nuclear transport factor 2 (NTF2) domain family protein. Gene Ontology annotation, cellular component: nuclear pore central transport channel. The transcript has 2 exons. Bases 79 to 1434 code for a protein of 451 amino acids. Gene Ontology annotation, biological process: nucleocytoplasmic transport. NCBI's taxonomy places the organism in Eukaryota, Apicomplexa, Aconoidasida, Piroplasmida, Babesiidae. The record is from RefSeq and is a predicted model, not a curated record.